AUGACUACUUUAGCAUCAAGUAUUGAGCAUAAAACAAAACAUCUAGCCGCGCCCUUCGAGAACGAUGAGAACCCUUGGAUGAAAAAAUACUGUUGCCAAUGCAAAUCAUGUAAAAUGAGUGUGCCUGUCCAACCUUGGCUGCCAAGGUUUUUUGUUUUUGGAAUCUUGUGCCCCGUUUUCUGGUUGGUGAAUCUUUUAGCCUGGUGGUUCUUACAGUAUUGGCAACCACAUGAAUUGGAAUUCCACGACUUGCAAGAAGACGAAUACCCAGGAUUUUAUGAAUAUGAAGCCAUAACUAAAAGAACGGUGAUACCCAUAAAGGAAGAAGUCCUCCAAGAGAUUCGCGUCAUGCAGAAUUUCAGUGAUAGCAACAGCGAAGAAUAUUACGAGAGCAAAGACGGUAUGCCGUCGUCUUUCCUAAACGUGAACACGGAACAAGUCGAGGACGAGAAUGACACCUUGAAAAAAUAUCGUUACGCGUUUUUGAAGAAGGUAGCCCACGAUGUGCUGGAGUCGCACGAUUUAUUACGUAAGACCUUCCGCGACUGGAAUUUACGGUCUUUGCUUGGCCUCCUCAUCGAUUCUAUACUCAUAAUAUUUGUAGUUCUCCUAUGUAAGAAAAGCCGUUAG
Messenger RNA from Saccharomyces cerevisiae S288C, 630 nucleotides. It is a transcript of the gene ASG7, whose product is annotated as Asg7p. The transcript has a single exon. Gene Ontology annotation, cellular component: endomembrane system. The record is from RefSeq and is marked reviewed. The coding region runs from base 1 to 630 and encodes 209 amino acids. NCBI's taxonomy places the organism in Eukaryota, Fungi, Ascomycota, Saccharomycetes, Saccharomycetales, Saccharomycetaceae.